UCUAUUAUUUUUACUCCUUAUUUUAAGAAUCUUGUUUUGAAUCUUUAUGAAAGCUUUGCUCUUCCCUAAUAUAAAUCAACAAACUCGUUGAAGAAAAAAAAAAAAAAUCAACAAACUCGUUGACUCUGCAAAACCCUCAUGUGCUAAGUUUCAAGGUUUAUGUUCUUUUGAGCUCUCUAUAACAAUUUCGAAAAUGGCGGAUAGAUACGAGAACCAAGCUCCUGAGAAGCUUCAGGGGAAGUAUCAAGCAAUGGUUGUUUGCUGUAUUCUUGGGAUUGGAUCUCUUGUUUCUUGGAACAGUAUGCUUACUAUAGCAGAUUACUAUUACCAAGUUUUCCCGGAUUAUCAUCCUUCAAGGGUACUUACACUUGUAUACCAACCGUUUGCGCUUGGAACUAUCGUGAUUCUCGCAUACCACGAAUCGAAAAUCAAUACCCGAAAACGUAACCUGAUUGGUUACAUUCUAUUCACGAUAUCCACAUUCUUGCUCAUAGUUUUGGAUUUGGCAACAAAAGGACGUGGUGGAAUCGGACCUUAUAUUGGUUUAUGCGCAGUCGUUGCUUCUUUUGGCCUCGCGGAUGCUACCGUUCAAGGAGGAAUGAUCGGUGAUUUAUCAUUGAUGUGCCCUGAACUAGUUCAGUCAUUCAUGGGAGGUUUGGCUGUAGCUGGUGCGCUAACAUCAGCACUUAGGCUAAUAACGAAAGCAGCUUUUGAGAAAAAAAACGACGGUCUACGUAAAGGAGCAAUGAUGUUCUUAGCUAUCUCCACAUUCAUAGAAUUUCUCUGCGUGAUGCUAUACGCUUAUGUGUUCCCAAAACUCCCCAUUGUUAAGUAUUACCGAAGAAAAGCUGCUUCUGAAGGAUCCAAAACUGUUUCUGCUGAUCUUGCUGCUGCUGGUAUCCAAAAUCAAUCAGACUUGCUUCUUGAUUCUUCUAUGCAGACUGAUGAUGAUUCCAAGAAUCAAAGGCUAAGCAACAAAGAGUUGUUGAUACAAAACAUAGACUAUGCAGUGAAUUUAUUCCUCAUCUACGUUUGUACAUUAUCCAUUUUCCCCGGGUUCUUGUAUGAAAAUACAGGACAACACGGGCUGGGCGCUUGGUACGCACUUGUCUUAGUAGCGAUGUACAAUUGCUGGGAUUUGGUAGGGAGGUACACGCAGCUGGUGAAAUGGCUCAAGAUUGAGAAUAGAAAGCUGAUCACAAUUGCAGUUUUAUCACGUUAUCUACUCAUUCCGGCGUUCUACUUCACUGCGAAAUAUGGUGAUCAAGGAUGGAUGAUUAUGCUUGUUUCUGUUUUGGGAUUGACUAAUGGACAUCUCACUGUUUGCAUUCUCACUACAGCUCCUAAUGGCUAUAAGGGUCCGGAGCAGAAUGCAUUAGGGAACUUGCUGGUGAUAUUUCUGUUAGGAGGGAUAUUUGCAGGAGUUGCUUUGGAUUGGUUAUGGCUUAUUGGUAAGAAGAAUGCCUUCUGAGUUCUAAUCACUCUAAAACCAGUGGUUCAUUUUAAUUAAAUUGGAUGUUAAUUAAUUUGCUUUCAUAUUCUUUGCUUGUUACCUGUAAGGGUUUCUUAUUCUUAAAAGCAGAGGAUGUUUAAUUACAUUUGCUAUGUAUAUUGGGUGUUAAAGAAUGAUUGUUCCUAUACACAUUUUCUUGCAACAUCUGUCAUAAAGUCACAAGUUAUGGUGACUAUCUUCAAGUCGAUUGUAAGAGUAGGAUUGAGAGUUGCCUCUUUUCCGAUAUUUCUCAUAUUUGGUCGUUUCGACAA
Messenger RNA from Arabidopsis lyrata subsp. lyrata, 1764 nucleotides. Its product is annotated as equilibrative nucleotide transporter 3. The transcript has 9 exons. NCBI's taxonomy places the organism in Eukaryota, Viridiplantae, Streptophyta, Magnoliopsida, Brassicales, Brassicaceae. Gene Ontology annotation, biological process: nucleoside transmembrane transport. The coding region runs from base 194 to 1471 and encodes 425 amino acids. Gene Ontology annotation, cellular component: plasma membrane. The record is from RefSeq and is a predicted model, not a curated record. Gene Ontology annotation, molecular function: nucleoside transmembrane transporter activity.